Messenger RNA from Ipomoea nil (Japanese morning glory), 1983 nucleotides. Its product is annotated as sodium/proton antiporter 1. The coding region runs from base 94 to 1797 and encodes 567 amino acids. Gene Ontology annotation, cellular component: membrane. Lineage: Eukaryota; Viridiplantae; Streptophyta; Magnoliopsida; Solanales; Convolvulaceae. The record is from RefSeq and is a predicted model, not a curated record. The transcript has 10 exons. Gene Ontology annotation, biological process: sodium ion transport; transmembrane transport. Gene Ontology annotation, molecular function: antiporter activity.
ACACAUUUCUGUAUCACAGUAUCAUCUUCUUCACAUCACUCACUCAUCAUUCUUCUUCUUCUUCUUCUUCCUCCAAAACCUUCAAUCCCAAAAAUGUCUACGCUUCUUCCACUCAGAACUCACUACGCCUUGACCUCUAAUCAACGCCACCUCUCCCUAUCUUCUACCCGUUUACAUCAUCCGCCUCGCUUCUUCAGAAUCAGCGAUUGCCCUGCCUCCAGAUUGCUUCGCCGGAAUGUUGGCCUUCUGGCUCGAGCUGAAGAUAAAGCCAGGGACUCUUCAACUUCUUCGCCGACUCAACCUCAGGAAUUCACAUCAUCUCCCGGAGCAUGUGAUCCGUUGUGUUCUGUUGAUGAAACAAGCUGGGAGGAUUUUGAAGCCAGUUACCAGCCAAAGACGGAUUUACUUAAAGCUCUUGCAAUUUUAGCAGCAGCUGGUACUGGAGCUUUGGCAAUAAAUCAUUCUUGGGUGGCUGCAAAUCAGGAUAUUGCAAUGGCAUUGUUAUUUGCGAUAGGAUAUGUUGGCAUUAUAUUUGAAGAAUCACUAGCCUUCAAUAAGAGUGGAGUAGGACUUCUGAUGGCUGUAAGCUUGUGGGUUGUACGGAGCAUUGGGGCCCCUUCAACUGAUAUAGCUCUUACAGAGCUGUCACAUGCAACUGGCGAAAUCAGUGAAAUAGUGUUCUUUCUGCUUGGUGCCAUGACAAUUGUGGAGAUUGUUGAUGCUCACCAGGGAUUUAAGCUGGUUACAGAUAACAUUACAACUCGCAAACCAAGAACUCUGCUUUGGGUGGUGGGUUUUGUGACUUUUUUCCUCAGUUCUGUCCUUGACAAUCUAACCUCUACAAUUGUAAUGGUAUCCUUGUUGAGGAAGUUGGCACCUCCAUCAGAAUACCGGAAGCUUCUUGGCGCUGUUGUGGUGAUUGCAGCAAAUGCUGGUGGAGCAUGGACUCCAAUUGGUGAUGUUACAACUACUAUGCUUUGGAUCCAUGGUCAAAUAAGUACACUGCCAACAAUGAAGGAUCUAUUUGUACCAUCAGCAAUCUCUUUAGCUGUUCCAUUGGCUCUUAUGUCCUUAGCAAGUGAAGUUAAUGGGAAGGGACAGAAUUCUGCAGAUGUUUUGGCCUCUGAGAAGAUGGCCCCUCGGGGACAGCUUGUUUUCUCUGUGGGUAUUGGAGCUCUAGUUUUUGUACCAAUAUUCAAGGCCUUAACUGGAUUGCCUCCUUAUAUUGGUAUGUUGCUUGGCCUUGGAGUACUUUGGAUCCUAACAGAUGCUAUUCACUAUGGUGAAUCUGAAAGACAGCAUUUGAAAGUGCCACAAGCUUUGUCACGCAUUGACACUCAAGGAGUUCUUUUUUUCCUUGGAAUCCUUCUCUCCGUCAGCAGCCUGGAGGCAGCAGGUAUUCUGCGAGAAUUGGCAAAUUACCUCGACACCCAUAUUGCAAACACUGAACUUAUUGCAAGUGCAAUAGGGGUUGUAUCAGCAAUUAUAGACAACGUUCCACUGGUUGCAGCCACAAUGGGGAUGUAUGACCUCUCCUCCAUUCCUAAAGAUUCUGAGUUCUGGCAACUGGUGGCAUAUUGCGCUGGUACAGGCGGAUCCAUGUUGAUUAUAGGCUCUGCUGCUGGAGUUGCAUUUAUGGGGAUGGAGAAAGUGAAUUUCUUUUGGUAUCUCAGAAAGGUGAGUGGGUUUGCUUUUGCCGGUUACGCCGCGGGUAUUGCUGCAUACCUAGCACUUCACAAUUUGAACCUCUCUCUCCCCACUACUCUAGCUGAAGUUCCUUUCCUUUCUGGUUCAUAAAAUGUGGGCUUUUCAGUUUUGCUGGUGGCAGACAGCAGACUAACCAAUUGGCUGUUUGUUGCACCAAAUUGAGCAGUGAAGGACUGAACAGGGUGCCAAUUAUAGGCAAAUUCCCACUUGAUAGAAGCAAAUUUACCAUAGUUUAGCUUACAUGUGAAGAUCAAAAGACUGGCAAGAGAUUUUUUA